Cicer arietinum (chickpea) is the source of this 531-nucleotide messenger RNA. The record is from RefSeq and is a predicted model, not a curated record. Lineage: Eukaryota; Viridiplantae; Streptophyta; Magnoliopsida; Fabales; Fabaceae.
AUAGGGUGAGCUAUGAUUGAUGUGAUGGAUGACACCUUAACUUUAAAGGUAAAUGAGGAAACCGCCACUUUCAAUAUUCUAAAGUGAUGAAGACAUUUCCAACCUGUGGAGACAUUAGCAAUGUAGAUGGAUUCAAUGUUCCCAUGUCUCUAACACCACAAGGUGGGAGUGGUGACUGCAAAACUUCUAGUUGUCCCGCAAACAUCAAUGAUGUGUGUCCUUCAGAGCUUCAAGUGGUAGGUUCUGAUGGGAGUGUGAUUGCUUGUAAGAAUGCUUGUUUGGCUUUAAAUCAAGAUCAAUAUUGCUGUCGUGGAGAUUACAAUACUGAAGAAAAAUGUCCACCCACAAACUGUUCUAUGAUUUUUGAGAACCAAUGCCCUGAUGCUUAUAGUUAUGCUUAUGAUGAUAAGAGCAGCACCACUUUCACUUGUUUCACAAACCCUAGCUAUGCUAUUACCUUUUGCCCUGCAACUUGAAUUCCAUGGCCCAAAAUAUAUGCAUUAACUUAUGUAUGUGUCUAAAAUAAAAUAA